AUGCCUAUACGGGUUCCUAGAUUAUGGAGAGAAGGGACGACAGCAGGUACUGGAGGUACCGCCCACGACAUCGUCGAAACUGAACUGGAGAAGCUGGCAAUGGUGAAGAAGCAGAAUAUGUGCCAAACUUUUUGUGGCAACGUACCUCCGCCGAAAAGUGAAGUGAAGAUCCCAUUCAUUGCUUGGAAGGGAAGGACUUCAAGACCUUUGCCCCAUGUCAAAGUUGUACUGAGAACAUUCUUCGUCUCCCCGCCAUGCUACGUUCUGAAAACACCGGAUCCACAAGUUGUCUGUGCAUUGGAAGAAGUCGAUGUAAUAUUUCUUCUCGCAAGCAUUACGAAUGAAAUAGGUGGAUUUUGUAUUUUCUUCUAUGUACAGUAUUGUCAAAUCGAAAUGGAGCAUGGUGUAGUUGCAAUCUUUACGAUUUGCCAGAUAGCAUGUGAACAUCAAAUCAAUACAAUUCAAAGACUCAAAACGUCAAUGAAGUACAGCAUUGAGACGGCGACUAACAUUUUGCACUAUCAUGAUUAG
Necator americanus (New World hookworm) is the source of this 531-nucleotide messenger RNA. RefSeq lists its product as uncharacterized. NCBI's taxonomy places the organism in Eukaryota, Metazoa, Nematoda, Chromadorea, Rhabditida, Ancylostomatidae. The coding region runs from base 1 to 531 and encodes 176 amino acids. The record is from RefSeq and is a predicted model, not a curated record. The transcript has 5 exons.